Messenger RNA from Penicillium soppii, 2397 nucleotides. RefSeq names its product aconitate hydratase ACO2. NCBI's taxonomy places the organism in Eukaryota, Fungi, Ascomycota, Eurotiomycetes, Eurotiales, Aspergillaceae. Gene Ontology annotation, biological process: tricarboxylic acid cycle. The coding region runs from base 1 to 2397 and encodes 798 amino acids. Gene Ontology annotation, cellular component: cytosol; mitochondrion. Gene Ontology annotation, molecular function: 4 iron, 4 sulfur cluster binding; aconitate hydratase activity. The record is from RefSeq and is a predicted model, not a curated record. The transcript has 2 exons.
AUGGUGAGUCAGCUUGUUUGGCAGCGGGCUUCUGCCUCUCGUGGGUUGGCCACACGGCUGUCCCCGCAACGGCUCUUCGCCCGUGGCCUAGCCACCGAGGCCUCCUCCUCCCGCAUGCCCCCUUACCCCAAGCUCGUCCGCAACCUCGAACAGGUCCGCCGAGUCCUGGGCUCCGAGCGCGCUCUCACCCUCGCCGAGAAGAUCCUCUACGCGCAUUUGGACAAUGCCGAGGAGUCAUUGCUCACUGGCACCAACAAUGGUCGUGAUAUCCGAGGCAAGGCCAAUUUAAAGCUGAAGCCUGAUCGUGUUGCUAUGCAAGACGCUUCGGCUCAGAUGGCCUUGCUCCAAUUUAUGUCGUGUGGUCUUCCCUCGACUGCCGUCCCCGCCAGUAUUCACUGCGACCACAUGAUUGUUGGUGAGCGCGGUGCUGAUACUGAUCUGCCCGCUUCGAUCCAGGGCAACAGCGAGGUCUUUGACUUCUUGGAGAGUGCUGCCAAGCGCUACGGUAUUGAGUUCUGGCCUCCUGGCGCGGGUAUCAUACACCAGAGUGUGUUGGAGAACUACGCCGCCCCUGGAUUGAUGAUGCUCGGAACCGACAGCCACACUCCCAACGGAGGUGGUCUUGGCGCUAUUGCUAUCGGUGUCGGUGGUGCCGAUGCCGUUGACGCUCUGGUCGACGCUCCUUGGGAGCUGAAGGCCCCCAAGAUUCUUGGUGUUCGCCUUGAGGGCAAGCUCAGCGGAUGGGCUUCCCCCAAGGAUAUCAUCCUGUCUCUGGCUGGCAAGCUGACUGUCCGCGGUGGCACUGGCUUCGUCGUGGAGUACCACGGCCCUGGUGUCGAGACUCUUAGCUGCACUGGUAUGGCUACCUGCUGUAACAUGGGUGCCGAGGUCGGUGCUACCACCUCGAUUUUCCCCUUCUCGCCCAGCAUGGUACCUUACCUGCACUCCACCCACCGUGGCCAUGUCGCCGAUGCCGCUGCUGCUGUCGCUGCUGCGGGCCCCUCCAGCCUGCUGCGCGCUGAUACCAAGGCCGAGUACGACCAGGUUAUCACUAUCAACCUGUCCGAGCUCGAGCCACACAUUAACGGACCCUUCACCCCCGAUUUCUCAGUGCCACUCUCCAAGUUCGCCGACACCGUCCGCGAGAAGAAGUGGCCCGAGACUUUCGGCGCUGGUCUUAUUGGUAGCUGCACUAACUCUUCAUACGAAGAUAUGACUCGCGCAGAGAACCUGGUUAAGCAGGCUACCGCCGCUGGGCUCAAGCCUAAGGCGGACUUCUUCAUCACCCCUGGAAGUGAACAGAUCCGCGCCACCCUGGACCGUGACCAGACCCUGAACACCUUCUCCGAAGCCGGUGGUGUCGUCCUCGCCAACGCCUGCGGUCCCUGCAUCGGUCAAUGGAAGCGCACAGACGGUGUCCCCAAUGGCGAAGACAACGCAAUCUUCACCUCCUACAACCGCAACUUCCCCGGUCGCAAUGAUGGUAACCGCCGCACCAUGAACUUCCUCGCGUCCCCCGAGCUUGUGACCGCCCUCGCCUACUCCGGCAGCACGACCUUCAACCCCAUGACCGACUCCCUCACAGCUCCCGACGGCUCAACCUUCAAGUUCCAGCCCCCGACCGGCUUCGACCUCCCCAGCGCUGGCUUUGAAGAAGGCAACCCUAACUUCCUCCCCACAGCCGCCGUUCCCGACGCCAGCGCCGAGGUCAUCGUCUCCCCGACCUCUGACCGUCUCGCCCUGCUCGAGCCCUUCGCCCCCUUCCCCAAGGGCGAGCUCUCCGGCCUGCAGGUCCUCUACAAGGUCAAGGGCCAGUGCACAACCGACACCAUCUCCGCCGCCGGCCCUUGGCUCAAGUACAAGGGCCACCUGCCCAACAUCUCGGCCAACACACUCAUCGGCGCCGUCAAUGCCGCCACCGGCGAGACAAACGUCGCCUACGACGAAGCCGGCAAGCAGUACGGCAUCCCUGAGCUCGCAGAGCACUGGAAGGAGCGCGGCAUCGAGUGGCUCGUCGUCGCAGAGGAUAACUACGGCGAAGGCUCGGCCCGUGAACACGCCGCCCUGCAGCCCCGCUACCUCGGCGGCCGCGUCAUCGUCUCCAAGUCUUUCGCCCGCAUCCACGAAACCAACCUCAAGAAGCAGGGUGUUGUCCCUCUGACCUUCGCCAACCGUGAAGACUACGACCGCAUCGACGCUUGUGAUAAGGUCGACACUGUCGGUCUUUAUGAUACCCUGCAGGCUGGUGGACAGGGAGAGGUCCAGCUGCGCGUUACCAAGCAGAAGACUGGAGAGACCUUCGUUGUGCCUGUUCAGCACACGCUGAGCAAGGACCAGAGUGCUUUCAUUCUUGCCGGUAGUGCUUUGAACUUGUUGGCUAAGAAGGCUCAUGCUUAG